Molecule: messenger RNA, 6229 nt
Organism: Cheilinus undulatus (humphead wrasse)
Lineage: Eukaryota; Metazoa; Chordata; Actinopteri; Labriformes; Labridae
Exons: 17
Coding region: 243-6029 (1928 amino acids)
Biological process (GO): regulation of apoptotic process
Cellular component (GO): cytoplasm
Molecular function (GO): protein binding; ATP hydrolysis activity
Source: RefSeq, a predicted model, not a curated record
UAUGAACUGUGAGACUGGUUGAGCUGGCAGGACGGACGGUUAGUUCUUCUCUGUCUCUGAAACCAAACCCUCCAAACAAAGAUGAUAAAACACUGUCGGAGAUAUGUUUGGAAAUGGUGGACACUGCCGUUCUGGACAAACACCCUCAGAUGGCACCAAACAGCAGAUGGAACUUUUCUUCAUAAAACAUUUGAAUGCCUCUAUAUCAUUGACGGUGGUUCUGUAUGCAGAAGUGAGGAAAAAUGGAGGAUCCAACACAGUCUGCCGUGAAGUACGUCAAAGACGCCUGGCUCAAACUCGUGAACGAAUUAAAGGACCUUGAUGUGAUUUUAGAUAACCUGAAUGUACAUGGAGUUUUCACUAAAGAAGAGGUCAGUGUAGUACAGAAGGAGAAAAAUGAAUAUGAGGAACGAAGAACGCUACUGAGGAAAAUCACAGACAAAGGGGAAAAGGCCUGCUAUAAGUUCCUGAAGACCAUUGCCUCGAUGUGUAAGAGGAACUCUGGAAGGUUAUCAUCUCCCACUAAGAAAAAGCCUGACGCUUCUACUGAGGAUGAAGAGUUUGACCUGCAGAAAUGGAUCAGCGGCUUUUCUUUCAAGUCCGAACAGACGGAAAAUUACUACUCACAAGGACCAAGAUCAUGCUGCAGAUAUCAAGAAAAGUUAAAGUCAAAAGCUCUAAAGAAAUCAAAGAAAUUCUGGAUGGGAGACAGAAGUCUGUUUCAAGAAACAUACAGGCCUGAUCUGUCAUACACUCCACUUGUAUUAGACACACAAGGAGGAGCUUCUGCAUCUAAAAUUAAGAAAUUGAAGAACAAAAAGUGCAAAAAGAGCCGCCCCAAAAAACUCCAAACAUACCUCCCUGAGGACGACCUAGGAAUAUCCCCCAGUGAGCUGCUAAAAACACAGAGAGACAUACUCAUCGUUGGGAAACCUGGGAUUGGAAAGACUGCACUCAGUCAUGAGAUUUUAAAACUGUGGGCAGAAAGAGACAGCAGGGAGCUUGAUUACAUGUUUUACUUUGACAUAAGAGAAACAUCCCACAUCAGAGACGGGAUUAGCUUGGAGGAACUUCUUUUCAGUGAAUACUGUGAGCCAGAUGAAGACAAAGAAAAGGUGUCUGAGGACAUAAAGAAGUACUCUGACAAUGUUACCAUCAUUUUUGAUGGAAUCACAGACCUCUCCUCUUCAGUGGUGCGAAAAAUUGUAGAUGGGGACCUCCUUCCUUAUGCCAAAGUGAUCAUAACCUGCAGACCUGAUGAUGAAGAGGAGUUCUUACCUGGGGACUUUCUCAGAGUAGAAGUGAAAGGCUUCAAUGAGCAAACCAUUGAAAAAUACUUCUCUACUAUGCUUGGUGUGGACCAGAAUAAAAUUUUCAGCAACGUGGAGUUGUUAACUCUUUGCCAUGUCCCUCUGUAUGCGCUGAUGGUGGCUGCCUGUUUUUUAUCAGAGACACCAGAAGACUCGUCACAGCCAUGCAGUAUGACUGAAAUAUACAUCAACAUUGUCCGUCAUUGUCUUCAGCUGAACAGCAAAACAAACAAGAAACACCUCAAUUCCUUCAUCAAGGAGAAGAGAGCAGAGCUGCUGUCUUUGGCCGAGGCUGCUUUUCAUGCAACUGAGAGAAAAACAGUGAGCUUGACCGACCUGCAGUGUGACGACAGCUGUGUCCUGUCCUUCCUGAAACCACUUUUUGUCCAGGUGGCCCCCACUGAGACAACAACAUCAUACUUCUUUCUCCACUACACGGUGCAGGAGUUUUUUGCAGCAGUGUGGCUCUUGAAGAAUCCAGAUCAGAUUAAGAUUGUUUUUCAGCAAUGCCUCACAGAGGAGGGAAAGCACAUGAAACAUCUGAUCCCUUUCAUGUGUAGAUUGUUGACGAAGAAGAGCCCAAGUUUGAUGGAGUAUUUGAUUCCAGUUGAAGAGUUAAAUAACAUUUCUGAUUGGUUCUUCAAGGAAAUGAUAAGCACAUUUUUCUCUGCUCAGUGUAUGAAUGACGAGGCUGAUACUGAGGACACUGGACUUGAUGAAAGUGUGCUGUUCUUAUGCCAAUGCUUGUUUGAGUCUCAGAGUCCUGAGGCAUGCACCAACUUUCUAGAAACACUGGAUUACCAACUUGAUCUCAGUGGUGAGAUUCUGGACUCCUAUCUUUGUUGUGCUGUGGCCUACGUGGUCGCUCAGUCAAAGGAGAGGAAAAUACAGCUGAACCUUGAGGAUGCUUCUGUAUCAGAACAAGGAAUGAGACAACUGUAUGGAUGCCUUAACAACGUCCACUGGUGUGACCCUCUGCCCCGACAGCUGUGGGAAAUGGUCCUCCUCAGUGAAGGCCAGUUGAGCAAUGUGGACUUACUCAGCCUUGAUGGAAAUCAGAUGCACCUUCCAGUUCAGGGGAAAAGACAGCUGUUCAAAAGAGCAGUGUCUGUCAUGAAGAAUAUUCCCAAGAGGAUAAAUGUCUGCCUUCACUGGGACAACGGAGCAACUACAGUCAGCCAAAGUCUGUGUGAGGCCUUACUUGAGGCUCUGCCUUUCGUCACGUCACUAAGCUUCAGGAUGACCCACAACAGUCCAGGACUUGAGGACCAGGAGUCAGACCCCAGGACACUGGAGAGGAAGAAGAAGAAGCUGUUACUGGAUUUGUGCCUGAAAGCAGCCCUUGAUGAAGACCAGAGCUUUCACCAUGUAGUGCAUCAGCUUGUCUCGAUGUUUUCUGUUGACAAACACUUGCACAACUUUUUUGUUGACUUUUAUGAACACGUCAAGAAUAAAGGUUGUUCAAGUGUCAGACCAAAGCUGGAUCCACUUUUUAAGUCCGCUCCUAAAGUCUGGUCCAUAAACCUCUCAGAGAUCAACACCUCCAUCCUCCUGGAAGUGCUGAAACUCCUAAAGAAGACUAAAGUGAAUCUGACAGGCUACUCAGAUGAAGGCAGAGAAGUGAGGAGUUUCCUUCAGUGUCUGCCUUAUAUCUCACACCUCAGUUUCUAUGGCUGGUCUGACAGUGAAGUCAAGUUCUGUGGGAGUCUGUUCUGUGCAGCAGCAACAACAGAGAGAGAACUGCAGAGUGGAGAGAACACACUGGAGCUGUUAUCAUCAGUGUGCAGACAUCAAACAUUCCCCUUCACUGAUGAUGAUUAUGAGUACACUCGGUGUGAUUUCUUUCUGGAUCUGUACUCUCAUAUAAAGAACUAUGAGACCAAAACAGGCUCGAGUGUCCUUCAGCCAAUGCAGUCUUUUUUUACAUCAGAUCAGACUGUGUGGUCUGUAGACCUCUCAGAGAGAAAGACCUCCAUCCUCCUGGAAGUGCUGAAACUCCAAACAGAGAAAAUUCAUGUGGAGCUGAGAGGAUGGUCAGAUGAAGAGAGUGAAGUGAGGAACUUCCUUCAUUGUCUGCCUUAUAUCUCAAAGCUCAGUUUCUCUGACUGGUCUGACAGUGGAGUCAAGUUCUGUGGGAGUCUGUUCUGUGCAGCAGCAACAACAGAGAGAGAACUGCAGAGUGGAGAGAACACACUGGAGCUGUUAUCAUCAGUGUGCAGACAUCAAACAUUCCCCUUCAUUGAUGAUGAUGAUGAUGAUGAUUAUAGGUACACUCAGUGUAAUUUCUUUCUGGAUCUGUACUCUCAUAUAAAGAACUAUGAGACCAAAACAGGCUCGAGUGUCCUUCAGCCACUGCAGUCCUUUUUUACAUCAGAUCAGACUGUGUGGUCUGUAGACCUCUCAGAGAGAAAGACCUCCAUCCUCCUGGAAGUGCUGAAACUCCAAACAGAGAAAAUUCAUGUGGAGCUGAGAGGAUGGUCAGAUGAAGAGAGUGAAGUGAGGAACUUCCUUCAUUGUCUGCCUUAUAUCUCAAAGCUCAGUUUCUCUGGCUGGUCUGACAGUGGAGUCAAGUUCUGUGGGAGUCUGUUCUGUGCAGCAGCAACAACAGAGAGAGAACUGCAGAGUGGAGAGAACACACUGGAGCUGUUAUCAUCAGUGUGCAGACAUCAAACAUCCCCCUUCAUUUAUCAUAAUUAUGAGUACACUCGGUGUGAUUUCUUUCUGGAUCUGUACUCUCAUAUAAAGAACUAUGAGACCCAAAUAGGCUCGAGUGUCCUUCAGCCACUGCAGUCUUUUUUUAUAUCAGAUCAGACUGAGUGGUCUGUAGACCUCUCAGAGAGAAAGACCUCCAUCCUCCUAGAAGUGCUGAAACUCCAAACAGAGAAAAUUCAUGUGGAGCUGAGAGGAUGGUCAGAUGAAGAGAGUGAAGUGAGGAACUUCCUUCAUUGUCUGCCUUAUAUCUCAAAGCUCAGCUGCUAUGAUCAGGAGUUUUUCCAGUGUGUAUGUACAUCCAUUUCUGUCAGAUCCAGAGAUGAGGCUGAGCAUUUAGUUCACCUGCUGCAGCUCCUCGGAUUCACCCUUCACUUAACAGGAAAGUUAACCAGCAAAACAUGCAAGACUGUGGGACGAGUUCUUGGACUUUGUGGUUCUCAUGUGGAUCUAAACCUCACACCCAGUGCCAUGUCUGUCAGAGGAGCCUCACUCCUGUUCAGACAUGUUAAAACACUACACAGUCUGAGGCUUUCCAACAGCAUGGCCUUGCUUCUGUCUGGAUGGGUAAGAAGACAGGAGGUGCCCUGUCUGACUGUUACUGAGCAGCUCUCUCUUGCCCCUCAGUGGGGUCCAUCUUCAGAGAGAGUGUCGUUGAGGGUUGUCAGUAGUUUGGCAUCCCUGCUGCGAUACUGGACUAUCAGACAGCUGGACCUGACUGAGUCCUCAAUCCCUGCUCAGAGUCUCAGUUCACUGCUGUUUCAUGAUGGCCCUCUAAAAAUCAAGCUGCAUGAGUCAUUGUCCCAGCAGCUUCUCAACCUCCUCUGUGAAACUCAGGACGACGACUUUACCUCGGCCUUCUUGAGAAAGGUUAAUGGAGACCUGACCCCCUUCUCUCUGAACUGGGAGCUUCUUCACCGUCUUCUGCAGCUGUCAUCUCAGACCCUAACUGUGAACCUGAGGAAAAACCGCUUCUUACAGAGGAGCAUCACACCUCUGCUUCCCUUUCUGGACAGGAUUGUAUUUAAAAGGCCUUCUCCCAGAUUUGUGUUGACCACCAUCAGAGAAAUCUAUGCAACUCGUUCCAGCUCCGUUGUCCUCAGUUUUCUGAGGUCAUUUGAUCAUGUGAUCAGCCUGACCUGCAGAGAGAUGGACUCAGACGACUGUGCUGCUCUGCUCUUCACUCUCAAACACUGUGAUGGAGUUAAACUGAACCUCCUGUGGACCUCCAUACCAACGGAGGAAAUCAGAUCCAUCCUCUGUGCACUGGACAACGUUUCUCAACUCAGUGUUGACAGGAAUCUGCUGCUGAAGUUGGUCCACUGCUGUGCUGCCUCUGGUGACCUGCUGACAACAGCAGACAGUCUCCUCAGGGCUCUGCAGCACAGGUUAGAUCUGUCCCGUUCCUCCUGUGCUGAGCUGUCAGAGGAAGGUCAAAGUGAGACUCUCAGGCUGACGGUUGCUGACUGCAAGGCGGUCUCCACCGUCCUGACACGCAGCAGCAGCUGGGACACAGCCACAGAGCUCCAUCUACAGGACUGUGAGGUAGAGGACAGUGGACUAGACCUGCUGUUCUCUGUCCUGGAUAGAGUCCGCCUCAGAGCCAGUAAAGUUAUCCUCCUCCAGCUGGUGGCGCUGAUUCCUUUGGACUCAAUGAGACGGGCAGAGUACCUGUGUAAAGCCUUGGAUGGAGAGCUGGACCUCAGUAACACUGAGCUGGAUCAGGGGGCCUGUCAAGCUUUGGCGUGUAUGCUGGAAUUCUCUGAAGGCCUGAAAGAGCUGGACCUCAGUUACUGUCAGCUAACGAACCAACUACUGCACACAAUCAAGGAUCAUCUGCACAAAGUACAAGUCCUGGACCUGAGUCACAAUAAGAUCACUGAUGCUUCCACGUACACGUUGCUCGGACUAAUCUCCAACAACUCCUCCAUUGAAACAGUGCGACUCUUCAGAAACAACAUCAAACAUCAAACACUCUUAAAGACAGUCAAGAAGUUUGAAAUCUGGUGAACCAGCUGUGAGUGUGGUGUUCAUGUGCUGCUAAGGUCAAAGGUCAAUAACCUCAGAAUACACUGGUGGUACAAGUAACAAAGAAGCAGUGAGCAAAGUUAUCUGAUACUUAAAGUGGUAAUUACAACUUCAACUGACUGUUCCUUUACUGUACUCAUAUUUAAGGUCCAUGUUUAUAAUUAAAACCUUAAUACCUCUGA